GUUUACCAAGGGGAGGGGGCGGGUAGGUUUGGGAAAGAACGCCGAGACCGUGGUGACAGUGCCCGCCUGGAACUUUCCGGCUCCAGCCUGGGUUCCAGAAGGCUUGCUUCAGCCUGAAAGGACGGAACUCUCAGCACAGCUCCCUGUUGGCCGAGGAUUUGGUGCUAUGGAGAAAUUUUUGGUUGAGUACAAGAGUGCAGUGGAGAAGAAACUGGCAGAGUACAAAUGUAACACCAACACAGCAAUUGAACUAAAAUUAGUUCGUUUCCCUGAAGAUCUUGAGAAUGACAUUAGAACUUUCUUUCCAGAAUAUACCCAUCAACUCUUUGGGGAUGAUGAAACUGCUUUUGGUUACAAGGGUUUGAAGAUCCUGUUAUACUAUAUUGCUGGUAGCCUGUCAACAAUGUUUCGUGUUGAAUAUGCAUCUAAAGUUGAUGAGAAUUUUGACUGUGUAGAGGCAGAUGAUGUUGAGGGGAAAAUUAGACAAAUCAUCCCACCUGGAUUUUGUACAAACACAAAUGAUUUUCUCUCUUUGCUGGAAAAAGAAGUUGAUUUCAAGCCAUUUGGAACCUUACUCCAUACAUACUCUGUUCUCAGUCCAACAGGAGGGGAAAACUUUACCUUUCAGAUAUACAAGGCUGACAUGACAUGUAGAGGCUUUCGAGAAUAUCAUGAAAGGCUUCAGACCUUUUUGAUGUGGUUUAUUGAAACUGCUAGCUUUAUUGACGUGGAUGAUGAAAGAUGGCACUACUUUCUAGUAUUUGAGAAGUAUAAUAAGGAUGGAGCUACGCUCUUUGCGACCGUAGGCUACAUGACAGUCUAUAAUUACUAUGUGUACCCAGACAAAACCCGGCCACGUGUAAGUCAGAUGCUGAUACUGACUCCAUUUCAAGGUCAAGGCCAUGGUGCUCAACUUCUUGAAACAGUUCAUAGAUACUACAUUGCAUCUCCUUCUGUUCUUGAUAUUACAGCUGAAGAUCCAUCCAAAAGCUAUGUGAAAUUAAGAGACUUUGUGCUUGUGAAGCUUUGUCAAGAUUUGCCCUGUUUUUCUCGGGAAAAGUUGAUGCAAGGAUUCAGUGAAGACAUGGCAAUCGAGGCACAACAGAAGUUCAAAAUAAAUAAGCAACAUGCUAGGCGAGUUUAUGAAAUUCUUCGACUACUGGUAACUGACAUGAGUAAUGCUGAACAAUACAGAAGCUAUAGACUGGACAUUAAAAGAAGACUAAUUAGUCCAUAUAAGAAAAAGCAGAGAGAUCUUGCUAAAAUGAGAAAAUGUCUCAGACCAGAAGAACUGACAAACCAGAUGAACCAAAUAGAAAUAAGCAUGCAACAUGAACAGCUGGAAGAAAGCUUUCAGGAACUUGUGGAAGAUUACCGACGUGUUCUUGAACGCCUCGCUCAAGAGUAGAGCUUAUUUGGCUCUGUACAGGAAGUUUGGAAAUUUCUGUACAUUGUGUUAUGGAAAAUCUGAUGAUGACUUUAAUUUUAAAAUCUUGUAACAUUUACUUACAUUAAAAGUUAUCUAUCUUAUCUUUAGUUGAAUAUUUUCUUUUGGAGAGAUUGUAUAUUUUAAAAUACUGUUUAGAGUCUAUGAGCAUAUAUUACAUUUUAAAAAAUAUAUAGCUUCUGAAAUACCACUGCAAUCGCUUCCCUUCUUAACAGUAUAAUAAAUGCUUAGUUGUGAUAUGCUAAUGUGUGAUGAUAUGAUUCUUAAAUACUUAUGAUAAACUUUUUGGUCUUGUUAAAAAAACUUAAGGUUUUCACAUCGUGUAAUACCCUCUAGGUCCAUUCACGUCACAAAUGGCUUUUAGGCUUUCAUUAUCAUUCCUCCCAUUUUUUGCUUUUAAGAGUUUACACCUGUCACCUUUAAACACACUUCUUUAAGGUUUUCCCUAGUAAUCUUGUUUUUCCUGUGUGAUUUCUCCAAAUAAGGAAUAUUCUUAGUAUAGAUUUGUUUUAUUUUAAAUAAAUUCCUCUAUCAGUUGUUUGUUGGGGGUAGGAUGGGUAGCAAGAGAGAAAGGAAACUAGAUAUAGCCUAAAGCCAAAAUGUUUGACAUCACAUAUUAAUUGAGGAUAAUUUAGAAGUUAGCAUAAAUGUAUAAAUAAAAUUUUGAAAAAGAAGUUAGCCUAAAUGUUUUAUAAAUAAUGUAAAAUAAUAAAUCAGUUUAUAAAAAAUCAAUUUAUACACCAUUAUUGAAAUAUAUCUUGUGUAAAACGAGGUGUAUAUGUGUUGUGAUUUGUGACAAGGUUCUGAAGAUGUUGAAGUCCAACAGGAAAACAACCCAAAGUAAUGAUAAAUUGUUUACUAUAAUCUUACUUUAUUUUUAUUAGAGUAUAAAUAAAUUGCUUGAUAUGGAACCAUUAAAA
Messenger RNA from Neogale vison (American mink), 2367 nucleotides. It is a transcript of the gene HAT1, whose product is annotated as histone acetyltransferase 1. Bases 167 to 1408 code for a protein of 413 amino acids. Gene Ontology annotation, cellular component: nucleus. NCBI's taxonomy places the organism in Eukaryota, Metazoa, Chordata, Mammalia, Carnivora, Mustelidae. The transcript is spliced from 11 exons. Gene Ontology annotation, biological process: subtelomeric heterochromatin formation. The record is from RefSeq and is a predicted model, not a curated record. Gene Ontology annotation, molecular function: histone H4 acetyltransferase activity; histone binding.